This is a messenger RNA of Penicillium diatomitis, 921 nucleotides long. RefSeq names its product basic helix-loop-helix domain-containing protein. NCBI's taxonomy places the organism in Eukaryota, Fungi, Ascomycota, Eurotiomycetes, Eurotiales, Aspergillaceae. Gene Ontology annotation, molecular function: DNA-binding transcription factor activity; protein dimerization activity. The coding region runs from base 1 to 921 and encodes 306 amino acids. The record is from RefSeq and is a predicted model, not a curated record. Gene Ontology annotation, cellular component: nucleus. The transcript has 2 exons.
AUGACUGACAUGCCUGCCGCUUCCCAGGACUCGUUCUUUGAGACCAUGUCUGAUCCCACCAUGGCUAGCCCAGACGGCGCUGGGGGUAAGCGCAAACGGGAGGGCUCUGAGGAUCUGGGCCACGACGCUCAGCGCCUGAAUCGAUCGUCACACGGCAGUAACGGCAGUAUGCCUGACAACCAACACGCCUUCAGCCACUCCAUGGGCUAUGAUCAUGGCCUCGGCAACGCAGGAUCUGAACUCAACAUCGAUCAACAGAUCCUCCAGCACGUUGGACCCCAAAACGGACUGUCAGACGACAAUGCCCUCACAGCGAACGCCAAAGCCGCGCUGGCCGCGCACGCUCCCCAACACAAAUACCCACCACCCCCCGAUGCCGCCGCAUUCGACGCCAACAACCUGACUCAAGGGCUGAACUUUGGAGACGACAUGGGUCAAGGACCCAUGCCGGGUCCCCACAACCACAACUCUACUGCUGCUGCGGUUUAUGCCGCCCGUGAGGCGCAGAGUAUGAACCAGAAGCCAACUGUUGGGUCGCCCGAGUGGCACCAGAUUCGCAAGAACAAUCACAAAGAAGUCGAGCGGCGACGACGUGAAGCAAUCAACGAGGGCAUUAAUCAAAUUGCUCGGCUCGUUCCAAACUGCGACAAAAACAAGGGCGCCAUAUUGCAACGGGCCAUAGAGUAUAUCUGCCAGCUGCAGGAUGAUAAGAAGAAUAUGGAUGAGCGGUUUGAGCAACACAGUCUGACUGCCAACCACGCCAUCAACGAAAUCAGCGCGUCAAACCAGAAGCUGAAGCAGGAAGUCAGUCGUCGCAAUGCUAUCGCAGCCAAAUGGCUACAGCGAUGCCGCGAUGCCGGUCUUGAGUUUGAUGACUAUGAGGAGGCUAAAGAGCUAGAGACUCUCGACGGUCUGGAAUAA